Messenger RNA from Danio aesculapii, 1467 nucleotides. It is a transcript of the gene grem2a, whose product is annotated as gremlin 2, DAN family BMP antagonist a. Gene Ontology annotation, molecular function: receptor ligand activity; BMP binding. NCBI's taxonomy places the organism in Eukaryota, Metazoa, Chordata, Actinopteri, Cypriniformes, Danionidae. The transcript has 2 exons. Gene Ontology annotation, biological process: animal organ morphogenesis. The coding region runs from base 469 to 1056 and encodes 195 amino acids. The record is from RefSeq and is a predicted model, not a curated record.
AGAGAGAGAGAGAGAGAGGUGUAGAUGAAUCUUUGUUACUUGUGUGCAACUGAUGAUUUUCUUCCUACUUUCUUCACACUCACACACUUCUCUUUGGAGAGCCAGUGGGAUGUGACAGUAAAUCAGAGGGAAGAUGGUUCAAAGACUCACCGGGAAGGACUGCGAGCUGGAUGCCAUAUAAAUGAGUGAAACUUGGGAGCUAUGAGCCAUAAAGCAUGACCGCUUGAUUUUGGCCUCUGCAGAGCUGUGGAUUCGAACAGGAAAGGCUGGUGGAGACGCACACGGCAGCAUCUUCAGGAGCGCUUCAACAAACAUCCUGUACUUCUGAUGGAUUUCCACACUGCCUCUGUACAUCUGGAGCUCUGAGCCUUGGCCGAUCUCUGACCUGCUGCUUGAACUUUGACCUCUGAGUGACCUCUUCAGGAAUCACAGCAAGAAAACAAAACUCGGGGGGUCCAGAUCUGCAGAAUGUUCUGGAAGCUGGCAAUACCUGCCAUUUUGGCAUGGACCUUAUUUGCAUCUACAGAGACCAAGAAGCAACGUCCUCAAGGUUCCAUCCCCUCCCCUUACAAGCUAAAGGGCAACGAUCUAUCAUCGCCAUCCCAUGCGCUAGCAGCAAUUCCCCAGCACGCUGCAUCAGCACGACGACAGAAGGGUAAACAUGACAUGCUGUCAUCGAGUCGUGAGGCUCUGGUGGUCACUGAGCGCAAGUACCUGAAGAGUGACUGGUGUAAAACACAGCCGUUACGCCAAACUGUGAGCUUGGAGGGUUGCCUGAGCCGAACCGUUAUCAACCGGUUCUGCUAUGGCCAGUGUAACUCCUUCUACAUCCCACGCCACCUGACAUCUCAAAGCUCACAUCGAAGUCGGAAAACAGCAUCCACACCAGACCACACCAUUUCAUUCCAAUCCUGUGCUUUCUGUCGGCCGAGCCGGAUAACCACGGUCACUGUCCGGCUUCACUGUCCUGGGCUGCAGCCGCCAUACCGCCAACGGAAAGUGCAGCGGAUCAAGCAGUGCAAAUGUGUGUCUGUUAAUGUCAAUGCUGCAUACUGAGAUGAAACAAUACUUUAGGGUGUUCCUUUUGGGAAAAAAAAACUGUGGCCGCCCGACAAUCAGUGUGUGAAACGUGCCAAAGACAACAGCUAAUCAGAGGCCUGGCCACCUUCAUUAUGUCUGGACUCCACAGAAUGCUAAGCGGGAAUACUUAAUAGCUGCCGAGCAGCGUUGGAAACAAAGCUGGAUUUUUUUUUUCUUCUUUUCUUGACAAUACGAAAGAGCUGAGAGUUCAGUUACAUACGAGACCCAAACUGUCAAUUGUGUUUUAAAUGAACAAUGUUUGAUCUUUGACCUCCUGAAAGCUUUUCCUUAUCAAAACAUGGAGUGUCUGUCCUCCUGCUUUACCUCAGCAGUGCUGAUUCUCUAUAGAGUGCAACAGUCAGGUUCUGGAAGUAGAAGUCCUAUUCA